Molecule: messenger RNA, 1113 nt
Organism: Exophiala bonariae
Lineage: Eukaryota; Fungi; Ascomycota; Eurotiomycetes; Chaetothyriales; Herpotrichiellaceae
Exons: 1
Coding region: 1-1113 (370 amino acids)
Biological process (GO): coenzyme A biosynthetic process
Cellular component (GO): nucleus; cytoplasm
Molecular function (GO): phosphopantothenate--cysteine ligase activity
Source: RefSeq, a predicted model, not a curated record
AUGUCGCCUCACAAGACGACGGAGUCGUCCAAGGACGCCGCCGCUGAAUACUUUGAGAAGAACCCUUCGCCAAAGGCGUUGAACAGCCAUCAAGCCCUUGCCCGUGAAUUCAUACAAUACCACGCGGAGACUUCGCCGGAUCGGCGGAUCGUGCUGGUUACUUCAGGCGGGACUACUGUUCCACUUGAGAACCAGACUGUUCGAUUCAUUGAUAAUUUUUCAGCCGGGACUCGCGGAGCAACAUCCGCAGAAUACUUCUUGAAGCAGGGCUAUGCAGUCAUCUUCCUCCAUAGGCAAUUCAGCCUGUUGCCAUAUUCGAGACACUACAGUCACAGUACCAACUGUUUCCUCGAUUUCAUGGAUGAACACCAAGACGAUGAAGGGGGAGUCGUAGUACGGAAAGAGUAUCAAGAAAAGAUGCGGCGAGUUCUUGAAGAAUACCAUUAUGCCAAGCAGAACCGGCUUCUACUCCUCCUGCCUUUCGUCACAGUUACUGAUUAUCUCUUCGAACUUCGGGCCCUUGCAACAUUGAUGCACCCAAUUGGUAGCCGCGCCAUGUUCUACCUCGCAGCCGCAGUUUCGGACUUCUUCAUUCCUCGCGAGCGCAUGGACGAGCACAAGAUCCAAUCCCGUGACAACGGGGCGGAUGGUGAGACCGGUGGCCAGGGCUCUGGAGCUAGCAGACAGCUGGUUAUCAACCUUGAUCCGGUUCCGAAGUUCCUCAACACGUUGGUACAGUCAUGGGCACCUAAGGGGAGUAUGAUUGUGAGCUUCAAGCUGGAAACCAAUCCGGAUCUUCUGGUUGCCAAGGCGGAGCAAGCCCUUGAGCGUUACCAUCACGACGUUGUCAUUGGUAAUCUGUUGACCACACGAAAAUGGGAAGUGGUCUUCAUCACCCGCGACGGUGGAGAGCACUGGGUGAGGGUUCCCAAGACUCGGAGAUCCAAAAGUUUUUCCGGAAUCGAGAAGAUGAUUGGAUUGGCUGAACGCAAGCACGAGCAACAUCCCAUAGAUCUUGAAGGCGGGACCGUAACCGAAGGGUUGGAGAUUGAGAGCCUAAUCAUCCCUGAAUUGGCGGACAUGCAUACUAAGAUGGUUGAAAAGCAAACUUGA